Molecule: messenger RNA, 7054 nt
Organism: Octopus sinensis (East Asian common octopus)
Lineage: Eukaryota; Metazoa; Mollusca; Cephalopoda; Octopoda; Octopodidae
Product: metastasis-associated protein MTA3
Exons: 19
Coding region: 1-2430 (809 amino acids)
Biological process (GO): negative regulation of transcription by RNA polymerase II
Cellular component (GO): NuRD complex; nucleoplasm
Molecular function (GO): transcription corepressor activity; chromatin binding; sequence-specific DNA binding
Source: RefSeq, a predicted model, not a curated record
AUGCUUGCUGUGUCACUUCCUGCUGGCCAUGGCUUCAUAGUCUGUGUUGCAGCUCUCCAUGUCCUGUCUUACAGCCUGUACAGUGUUCAGAGAGCAUUGAGCAGCAGUCACGAUGUCUGCAUUUUGAUACCUGGAAUAGUACUUCGGAUUUGGUGUAAUACUUAUUUACAAAUAAGACCUAUUGUUUUUAUUGCUUAUUUAUAUUUCUCUUUUCUUUUUCUUUUUUCAGAAUUCCCAUUCUCAGAAACCUCAGAAGAUUCUGGUCAUGAACCCUUAGCAGUGCCACCACUAACUACUGCUGCAGCAGCAGCAGGACCAUUUCCUUCUCUGGAAGAAGAUUCCGAAGAGAUCAAUGAUGACAUCACAGAGAAACAACGCCAUCAAUUGAAGCACAGAGAACUCUUCUUGUCAAGACAAGUCGAGACUUUACCAGCAACACAUAUUCGAGGAAAAUGUGUUGUCACACUUUUAAAUGAAACAGAAUCAUUAUUAUCAUAUUUGAACAAAGAGGAUACAUUUUUUUAUUCAUUAGUAUAUGAUCCACAACAGAAAACAUUGUUGGCAGACAAAGGUGAAAUUCGAGUUGGUUCAAAAUAUCAAGCAGAAAUUACUCCUUUACUUAAAGAAGGUGAAAAAGAUGGAAGAAGCUUGGAUGAACUUGAGCAGUUAAUUUGGCUGCCUGGCCCUGAUAACACCUUAACACCAAAAGAAAUUGAUCAGUUUUUGAUAUUAGCCAGGUCUGUUGGUACAUUUGCUCGAGCUUUGGAUUGUACCAGUACUGUGAGGCAGCCAAGUCUUCAUAUGAGUGCAGCAGCAGCUUCAAGAGAUGUCACAUUGUUUCAUGCCAUGGAUACUUUACAUAGAAGUGGCUAUGACAUAGCUAAAGCUGUUACGAGUUUGGUACCACAAGGUGGUCCUGUACUGUGUCGGGAUGAAAUGGAAGAAUGGUCUGCAUCUGAAGCUAAUCUAUUUGAAGAAGCACUAGAUAAAUAUGGCAAAGACUUCAAUGAUAUAAGGCAAGAUUUUCUGCCUUGGAAGUCAUUAAAAAGUAUCAUUGAAUAUUAUUAUAUGUGGAAAACAACAGACAGAUAUGUACAGCAAAAAAGAAUAAAAGCUGCUGAAGCUGAAAGUAAGCUAAAGCAGGUUUACAUUCCCAACUACAACAAACCCAAUCCAGCAGCCAUUAGUGGGAAAGUGAAUGGUGUCGAUGGUCAAGUUUCUGGACGAGCUUGUGAAAGCUGUUAUGCUGCCAAUUCCAGUCAGUGGUAUUCAUGGGGACCUGCACAUAUGCAGUGCCGUCUCUGUUCCUCUUGUUGGAUUUACUGGAAAAAGUAUGGUGGUCUUAAAAUGCCUACUAGGUUAGAUCACAGGAUUGAAAAAUCAGAGGCUGACAGGAUAGAUCCUAUGAGAGAGAGAUUAGCUCAUCUAAAUGCUAUGCGAAUGCACAGGUGUACAAUAGCAGGAUGUGGUAAGGAAUUCAAACUAAAACCUCAUCUUGCUAGACAUCUUGCAACAGCCCAUGGUCUCGCCAUUCGUGCAGGCAGUCCUCGGCCAAUGAUGAAAACUCGAGCAGCAUUCUGUCUUAUUACCACACCUCUAACAAGAAUCUCUAGGAGAUUAUGCAAAGAUAUACUUCGACCAAGACAUGCAGCUCGGUGUCCUUUUGUUCCCAUUAAUAUUGCAGCGAUAAAGCAAGAAUCUGCCGGAUUACCAAUAUUUCAAGAUGGUUCUCAAGGACACCUCAUUGAUGCAUUGACAGCUUCCACUGAAAAACGCACUGACAAUAAUGGUCAGUUGCGGUUAACAGAAGGUGGCAGCAACCGACUAUCUAUGAACAUCAAAGCAAAAACCCCUGCAACUUUAGAGUCCAUUGUCUCUCGUCUUGGAAUAGAUAUAAAAAUGGAAAAACCUUCUAUGUUCUGCAGACCAGAAGGUGAUCAAAGAAAGCAACCACAGAGGUUAUCUUUCCCACCAGUCUCUUCACCUAUGACACGCUUACCAGAACCGAAGAUGGAACCUAUAGUCCCGCGAGUCUCAACAAGUCAGCCUUCCAUUAUGAAGAAGAGAGGAUAUGAACAAAGCAAUGGUUUGGAUGGUCCUCCUGCUAAACGACAGGGCCUCGGAGUAAUUCGGCAAGCAGGAAGUGUUCUUAGAACACCAGCUACAAUGCGAGGAUCAGUCAUAAACCGCAACAAUAUGAACGGCCGAAGCAAAACCUCUGGAAUAAGGCCUAUGAAAAUGCACAUGAUCAGCUGGAUUGAUGCUCCAGAUGAUGUUUACUUUUUGGCCACGGAUGCAACUAGAAAACUGCGAAGACAGCUCUUGCCACAGGACUUCAAACGUGCUGCCAGGAAUCCCUGGCGUGUACUGCCAGCCAAAUCAGGACCACAUCAUAGUGAGGGCCAGGAUGCAAUAGUUAUCUUGGACUGAACCAUUACAAUAAUUCUUCAACUACCAUCUGUAUUUGAGGUACUUCUCUGCUGCUGCUGCUGCCGCCGCUACACCUGCCAGUCUUGUUGCCGUGGGCGGGCAUAUUGUUAGCCGCGUUGAGACAGCAGCAUUGGCCAGAUACUGUUGCCAACCAGUGUCAUUUCUGGCUACUUCUCUUCCUUCUCCUCCUCCUACACCAACUUACAGGUGUUUCAGAGGAACUGGCGUCAUGUUGGAAGGAGUUAACAAGCUAGUUAACCAGGAAACCAGCCAAAUUAUUGCUAACAGAUCAUUUUAAGAAACUCAUCAAACUCUACAAAACUGUUACAGUGUUAUCACUUGAGCAUUGGCAUCAUAUGCUGUAUUAGCUCUCUCUGAGAGAACAUCUCUCUGACCAAAUCAACUCCAAGACUGCUGUCGCAUGAACGGUGGCACUGUUUGAAGGUCCUUCUAUUACUAAUGCUACUACUAUUACUACCACCAUCACCACUAUUAUAACUAUCACUACCACAACAACUACUACUAUGACUUCUACUAUAACUACAUCUUCAUUAUCAUCAGUUUGAGGGAAUUAAAAAAUGUUUGUAAACCCUAAAAAUGAUGGACUUGUGCUUCAUGGAUGACUUUGGUUAAUUGAGCUGCCUUCUCCGCUACUAAGCCUUCCGUUGGCCACGGUAUAGUUCUUGUAUGAGUAGCUUGAUUAGUCUUCUUGGCCAGAGACAACAUCAUCUUGAUGUAUUUGAUGUAUGCAUGGUUUGUGUGAAAGUGUGCAUGUGCAAUGCAACCAGUCGGGAUCCAACGACACAGGAAAGCCCAGCCAGGCCCUUGUGUACUUUUAGGUUAUCAUCAACUGUAUAGAGCUGGUCGGUUUCAACAAUAUUUGUCUAUAUAAUUUACAUUAUAAAUUUGUCUUUUGUAUUGUAGAAGUCCAGUAGCAUUUUCUAUGAAAUGAACAAUAACAAAACAAAAAAAAAAAAACAGGAAAAAAUCUUUGAAAAAAAAAAAGAGGAUAAAAAAAAACUGAAAAAAAAGUUCCCACAAAACCUAGUGCCCCUCUCCCUACUUUCCUACUGUCUCAUUAGGAAGUUGGUUACAAACAAACAAAAGGAUAAGAGCAGUUGCUAGAAGGUCUUGACAAGGAAACUGUAUAAAAACAGAAAACAGUCGGAAAAGAAGGAAUGGUUGGCAACAACAAUUUCUCCAUAAUCCUCGGUGUUGGUGGUGAAUGAUAAGUUAUCGGCGCUGCUGUUUUAUUGGUUGAUUUUCUGCUAAUUAAUACAACAGUUCCCACACAAGUCUAGUUGGUUGCACUGAGUGAACUUGUACGCCAGUACUUCAACUAGAUUAACCUGGAGACCACUUCACUUUGGAUUACUCAUUUUUCAUGUCAUCCACUAAUCAAUGAAGGAUAUUUUUUUGUUUUUGUUUCCCCCUGUCCCUAUAAUUCUUUUUCUCUCCCUCUUGCUAUCUGCCCCCUCCUCCCUUUUUUUUUUUGUUGUUGUUUCACCAGAUUAUUGGUUGGAUCGAUUAUAUAAAUCCUUUAAGUUAGCUAUAUAUUUCUGCUGUAAUUACAAAUAUAUUUUAUUCGUUUGCACCCUGCAAGCUUUUGAAGAUAGCACUUCAAGUUUGCCUUAAUUUACUCUGCUCCUCCAACCCAUUCAAAAAUAUUGACAACAGUAAAUUAUACUAAAGUUAAAACAACUCUAAGUUAGACAUAGAUGUUACUUUGUUGGUUUAGUUCUUUGAUUCAUUUUUGUUUUUAAUUUAUCCCAUCCUCCUCCAAAUUAUCAAACAUCUCUUCAUAUAAGAGAACUCUAAUUCUCACUGCCUUGGACAGACUCAUUAAAAAUGGGCUAAGAUUGGUGCUGCAGCCACAUUAACUCAAUUUCAAUCUCUAUUACAACUACAAUACUGCAAAGGAGCAUACUGUCGCUUAAUAUAAACUCUUACAACAAUUUUCAUUUCUAUUUUUACAUUUCAAUAUCUGCAAUAUGUUCCUGUGAAUUAUAUUUGACAGACAGCUGGUUUUUCUCUAUCACUGAUUCAGUUUUUGCAUUUAACAAUUUCCCUAUUUUUAUACACCACAGAUGAAGCGAUAAAUUGUUUAAAUGUCUUUUCUUCCAACACUGAAGAACUUCAGUAAAAAUCUUCCUGUUCUCCUCCUUUAGGAAUCGGUGAACUGAAGAAGCCCCUAUUUCCAUAUUGUAGCAGUGUUCCUUACUUCCAUUCUUUUAGCAUUACUGACAGCACACUAUUUAUUUCUACUCAAUCUACACACAAUAUACACACACACAUACACACAUACACAUAUAUAUAUAGAUAUAUCUAUAUAUAUGUGUGUGUAUCUAUCUAUCUAUAUAGAUAGAUGUGUAUGUGUGCGUAUAAUGUGUAAACACAUACAUACACUUACAUAAUUUGAACUAUUUGCAUGUGAUUGCAGUCAAUAUACAAACCUGACCUGUACAAUUAAAAACAUUUGUCUGGUUUUUGUUAAUAUAUUUAGAAGUUGAGUCAAGGUGGAGUUGUGGCAAUAAUACUUAUCCUAUAUUUAUGCUGUUGUGGUUUCUUAAGCCAAGUGUUUCUACCAUUCUCAUUAAAUGGUCGGAUAUACCACUACUCAGUAAUGACUUUAUUAAAGAUACAAAAAUAACAUUGCCAUUGAAAACAAAGCUGGGUAAAAUUUCAUUAUUAUCUCUCUUUGUUUUUUUUUGUUUGUUUUUUUUUUAAAAACUUUUUUCAAUUCUCUUCUCAUGUCUUUUUAAAUAGCUGUGUCUAUUUAUUUUAACAUGUCAAUGUUGAUGUUUACUCCCUCAUCUACAAUCCACAGAUAAAAUUCUCUUAACAUUUGAUUUUAGUUUUUUUUUUUUUUUUUUUUUUUUAUAUCUUCUAUUUUGUCACCAUUGAAAGGCUUACGUUCAUUAAACCACAGCAGCAACUUGAGAGAUUAGAGCUAGUUGUGCCUGCUAGAAUGUUGAAACAACUUGCUCUAGCACUAUUGUUAUUUCUACUAUAUUCUCAUCCAUCUUUAACUUCAGAGUUGCCUACCAUUCACAUAGCUUCCAUAUUUGGAUGUGCUCAUUUUCUGACUGCUAUAAUAAUAUAAUAAAAUCAUAUGAGAAUUCAACUUUCAUGAUUAUUGCAUUGUCUCUUAAUACAUUUUCAUCAAGGUAUUUAAUUUUUUUUUUCUUGUUAUAUUUCCACUUGAAUAUCAACUUCGCUUUGAAAUUGAAAUAUUCUGCAAAUUAAAAAAAAAAUACCUCCAAUUUUAAACAGUUUCAUGACAAAAACCUCAUUUUUCCUCCAAUUGACUUACUAUCUCUAUUCUAAGCUUCACCUAUCUAUCUCAACUCCUUGUCGCUCUGAUAACUAUGAUAUCCGGUGUGACGGGGUGUUGUCAAUCAAAUGAUGCUGGUCCUGUUGAAUGUAUGGCUAGACUUGGCAGAACCUGUCAGCUUUCAUUUGUUGUCUUUAUUUUUUUUGUUUUGUUUUGUGCGUAUAUUUACUUCUCGCUGUGUGCAAUGUUAUUCCCAUUAUCAGUUAUUCUACUGUAUAUAUAGCUUGGUGGGAAGAUUGGCUAGAUUGUCUUGUUUUGGAACUGUGUUCUAAAUCAAAUGAAAGUGUAUGUGAUAAAAUACUAUAGGUGCCAAAGAGAAUGAAUAUAUUGUUGGCUACAGCUUGCCCCUUUGUAUUUUUAAUAGUUGGAAACCCAAUUGGGUUCGGGUUUUAAUCUUUCUUAGUGUAGCUGCAAGCUAGGAAUUACUGGAGCUGUAUAUGUCAUCAGAUAACUAUAACAUUUUCAAUAAUGAUACAGAAACUUCAAUAAUGCUGCAUGAAUGUUUGAACCACAAAUAAUAGUCUCUCAAAGAUAGUUCUAACAACAGGAAGCCGUUUUUUUUUUAUGUUAAUUUUAAACUUUACUAAGAUAAGAUGUAUUUAAAAAUAUGAAUUUAUUUCACUUGGCUGUCAAACUAGGAAUACCAUAAUGUGGCUCUUUAAUUAUUUUUCUUUCAAUUCGUGCUAGAUUUUAUUGGACAUGUUGAGUUCUCAUUUUAAAAGGUGACAUAACCAAGUGCCUUUGAUGUUCAUUGACCAGCUUUGCUAGAAUGUCUGUUAACCAAUCUUAAAAUUCAUACGACAUCUCAAGAAUAAGCAGCACUGGUGAUUCUAAAACUGUAUGAAUGCAGCAGGAUAGCUGCAGUUGCACUUAUUGCCAUUUUUGUUGAAAAUCUGGAACAUGUAGUUUUGUGAAGUUCUCAUUAUCAUUAGCCCAUAUUAUGUGAGUGUGUGUGCGUGUGGUAUUUUGGCCAUGGUUCAUAUGAGAAAUAUAUCUUAGCCUCAGUGAAAGAGCGAUGCCAGUCAUUAAUAUUUCACAAGCUGUGUGCCUUGGUCUGUGAAAAUUGCAACCCACCUAGCAAUGGGCUUACCACACUGUUUCAUUUCACUGUAAGUAUCUCUUUUUCCAUCCAUCUCUUUUCUCCCCUUCUCUCGACCCCCUCCAGUGGCCAUGGCACUCUUAUCACCCAACCAGUUUAAUAGGUGAAUUUCCAAUUUUGGAGAUAAUUGCUUCAAACUAAACAUUUUCAUUUUGUAUGUCCUGUAUAGAUAAUAAAACAUUUAUUCACAA